UUUUUUUUAUUGCACUUUAAAAUUGCUGUCUUAUAAUACUAAACAUAAGUUCUAAAUGAUCUUGACUUAAUUUGAAAGUGCAAAUAUAUUACAACAAAGAAUUUGGUUUUUCGAAAAGCAUAAUCCCAUUAAACAUUUAAUUGAAAUACAAGAAUCUAAAAAUCUGGCGUUUCUACGAGAAUUAAUGAGCAUGUUUCCAUAUGGAGUUUCUUUUAAAUUGGAAAUAUAUUCAAAACAUUUAUUUAAUUUUGUAUACAUGAUGUUUUUAUUUCUAAAAUUAAUUCGUGCCUUAUAAUCGUAUUGUUUCAUAUUUUGACUAUUCUACGCAGUCCACCGGUUGAGCACGAGGUUUAACUUAACUCAGGCAAUACGAUACAACCACGGGGGUGUGGGUGACACUGCUUAUACUUCACUACAUGGUGGAAGUAACAAGGUGUGCUAUCUUCUCGGACGAAUUUUCGUCACAUUCUGCGCAGCACCAAGUUUCCGCCAUCUUGCAAAAUCACCAUUGCCAACCAAUAGCAACGCGACGAUAAAAGUAAACGAAAUAGUAUCACGGUAUACACAGGUUAUACACAAUUUUAUAAUGCCGUCGUGUUCUUUCAAAAACUGUAAAAAUACGUCGCGAAAUAAAAAAAAUGUAAGCUAUUUUUCAUUUCCAAAAAAUCAAGAAAUGAUUGCGAAAUGGAAAAUACUUUGCAAAGAAAACGUCAACCCAAACAACGGUAUGUAUAUAAUACUGACAGGUGAUAAAUGGAAUUUAACAAAUUAAAAAUUAUAAAAUAUAACAAAAUUGAUGAAAUACAUUAUUUAAAAUUUGUUUAUCUAGCUCGGGUUUGUUCCCAACAUUUCCAUUCUUCACAAUUCAAAGAUCGAUCGUGGCUACUUGGGCUACUACCUAACUAUAGCCCUGUGAAAUCUCGGAAAUUGAAACUUGAUGCAAUUCCAAUGGAAUUUGUAGAGGACAAUGCAACAACUGUGGUGGAGAAGGAUUUGAGAACAGAAGUAAGAGAAUGUACACACGUUGCUACAGACUGUGUUGCAUCGAGCUCUGAGAGUUUUGUGAUAUCAACGCUUGCAAAUGAAGUCACAUUAAGCUUCACAAAUGAAGAAGCAUCAUGCUCUCUGACUCAAGUCGCAUCGAGCUCUGAGACUCCAGAUACACCAAGCUCUGCGAAUCCAGUUGCAUCAUGCUCUACAAGUACAAGCAGUGAUAACUUUAGUUCAAUACAAAUUCCUUUCAAUCAAGAUGAUAUACAAAAACUGAUACGGGAAAAUGCAGACUUGGUUCGCCAAAAUAAAAUUCUUCAAAAUAAAGUUCUUCAAUUGGAUCAGAUUAAUAAACUACAUGAGAAAGAGAUGAAGAAUAUUAAUAAAGGACACGAGCAAUAG
Solenopsis invicta (red fire ant) is the source of this 1392-nucleotide messenger RNA. RefSeq lists its product as uncharacterized. Bases 754 to 1392 code for a protein of 212 amino acids. NCBI's taxonomy places the organism in Eukaryota, Metazoa, Arthropoda, Insecta, Hymenoptera, Formicidae. The record is from RefSeq and is a predicted model, not a curated record. The transcript has 3 exons.